This is a messenger RNA of Lactuca sativa (garden lettuce), 2081 nucleotides long. RefSeq lists its product as uncharacterized. Gene Ontology annotation, molecular function: cyclase activity. Lineage: Eukaryota; Viridiplantae; Streptophyta; Magnoliopsida; Asterales; Asteraceae. The record is from RefSeq and is a predicted model, not a curated record. Gene Ontology annotation, biological process: sesquiterpene biosynthetic process.
AAUAGGUUUAUUGUUUGUGCCGGUUUUUGGUUUGCGGUCGUUAAUCGGUCAAGCUAAGCGGCUUCGCAUUGACCGAACCGAAUAAUUCAAUCCACCAGCUGAGCUGCCUGCUAUUCGCAGAUUUUUUUUUCUAGUGGAACACAAAAGAACCUUCUUCCCUUCAUUUCAUCUGCUUUUGAGCCUCUUUUCCUCCGUUUAAGGAUUCUCAAUAACUCUAAAGUUGUUACCACGGGAGGGUAAGAUGAAUUCGAACUAGGUUUUCAGCUACAGUUCUCCUGGAUUUGAAGUUCGAAGCUAGUUCUCCAUGCCUAUUCAUCGCUGCCACCAUUGCUCUUGUUAUUAAAGGAAGAUAAUCCAAUUCCAAGAGCAAUUAACAGCUGAAAAGAUAUUAGAACUACUACACUACAAUGACUUCAAAUGAUAAUGAUGGAGUUGAAGAAGAGAAAUCAAACGGAUGUAGAGUCAAACCUAUAGUCAAUCUUCACAUUGAAACCUCUCGCAGGGGACUUCUAAGGGAUGAAGGUUCUCAAACUCGGGGGGAUAGUACUGCUACAACUCCUACUCCUCUAACCAAUAGAACCCCAAGUUUCCUUGUAUUUGGCAAUUUAGGUACUCCAACUGCAAAAUUCCAAAGAAUUGCCCAAGAAAGAGACGAUUUCUCACGCACAGUUCCCUCCAGUGCAAGUCAAGCAAUUCGUGAUCGCUUCACUCGAGUCUUCUCCAAGAAAAUUGACUGGAUUUCCCUCCAAAAAUUAGCGAAAGAAUGGAUAAGAAACCCCAUGAAUAUGGUUCUCUUAAUCUGGAUCAUAGUUGUUGCUGUCUCAGGUGCAAUCCUGUUUCUUGUCAUGACAGGUAUGUUAAACCACGUCCUUCCAAGAAAGACUCAAAGAGACGCUUGGUUUGAAGUCAACAACCAAAUCUUAAAUGCCCUUUUUACCCUCAUGUGUCUUUACCAACAUCCCCAAAGGCUUUACCACCUUGUACUCCUCAUAAGAUGGAAACCAGAAGACAUUUCAAAAUUAAGAAAAUUAUACUGCAAAGAUGGAACAUAUAAACCUCAUGAAUGGGCCCACAUGUUGGUUGUUGUCUUGUUACUUAACCUAAACUGUUUCGCACAGUACGCGUUAUGUGGUCUCAAUGUCGGGUACAGGAGAUCAGAAAGACCAGCAAUCGGAGUUGGAAUCACCAUUUCCGUAGCAAUCGGCGCUCCCGCAAUCGCUGGUGUGUAUUCCGUCGUGAGCCCCCUCGGAAAGGAAUACGAUUCCGCUCCUUCCGAUGAAGAAUCACAACUUAAACCGGAAAGCAACCGAGGGAAGUCUUUCGAAAGAAGAUUCUCAUUCACCCCAAAAGACGAGAGCACAAUCGAAACUAGUCCGAAAUGGAGCGGGGGUAUUUUCGACUUUUGGCAAGAUAUCUCAUUAGCAUACCUCUCGUUGUUUUGUAGUUUUUGUGUUUUCGGAUGGAAUAUGGAGCGACUUGGAUUUGGAAACAUGUAUGUUCAUAUCGCGACAUUUCUUUUGUUUUGUUUGGCGCCUUUUUGGAUUUUUAAUUUGGCUGCGAUAAAUAUCGAUAAUGAGACAGCUAGAGAGGCAUUGGGGAUUACGGGGAUAUUUCUGUGUGUGUUUGGGUUGCUUUAUGGUGGGUUUUGGAGGAUUCAAAUGAGAAAAAGAUUCAAUCUGCCACCUUCUGAUUCCUGUUGUGGGAAACCUGCUGUUACUGAUUGUGCAUUGUGGCUUUUCUGUUGCUGGUGUACGCUUGCUCAGGAAGUCCGGACUGGAAACAUGUAUGACAUUAAAGAGGAUAAGUUUUAUAAGAAACCCGGGGAGGAGGUAGCCGUUCCGAUUCCGUUAUCAACUCUGCCACGGGAACAGGAAUCUGGAUUCCAUUCCGGUCCCAGUUCUCCACCUCAGAAUAGCUCUGCCAGGCAGCCAUCAGAUGUGGAGGAUUCGCAUGCGAGAGGUAAAGAUGUAACUCUGGAACCACCGAUUCCAUCUUUAAUACAUAGAGAAGACAAUUGAGAAUAUUAAAAUUUUAAUAUCAUUCGAGGUGUAUGUAUAUGAGAUCUUUUUUUUUUUUUUUUU